This is a messenger RNA of Myotis davidii, 2898 nucleotides long. RefSeq names its product IQ motif containing E (gene IQCE). Gene Ontology annotation, molecular function: protein binding. The record is from RefSeq and is a predicted model, not a curated record. The transcript is spliced from 21 exons. The coding region runs from base 213 to 2513 and encodes 766 amino acids. Lineage: Eukaryota; Metazoa; Chordata; Mammalia; Chiroptera; Vespertilionidae.
CGCGGGGGCCAGGCAGGUGCCUGGAAAUUCCAUUUGUGCGUCUCUUCCUGCAGGGAGAAGACAGUCUGUCGGCGAUUACCUUCGACUCCGACUUUGAGACGAAAACAAAGAGGAAAAGUGGCCACAAACCUCCACCCACAUCGCCCAAGUCGCCGUAUUACUGCAAGCCGAGGACCGCGGCCAGCGGGCGGCCACUGAGGACGGCGGCCAGCAUGCCCCUGGGAAGCAGGACGCCUCUGACGCCGCAGAGGCUGUGGCUGGGAAGUGCCAAGCAAGGUCUCGCCCCGGGCACGCCGGUCUACAGAGAGAAGGAGGACAUGUAUGACGAGAUCAUGGACUUGAAGAAGUCGCUGCACAUGCAGAGAAGCGACGCGGACCUGCUGAGGACGAAGCUCCGGCGCCUCGAGGAGGAGAACAGCCGGAAGGACCGGCAGAUCGAGCAGCUGCUGGACCCGUCCCGCGGCCCGGACUUUGUGUGGACUCUGGGAGAGAAAAGGCCGGACGCUGGCUGGGUGAGUGUCAGCUGCAACCGGACAGGCAGCCUCGCCGCCCGAGGGAGGCGCCUUCUCUCUAGAGCGCCCGCCUGCCUGCCCGCCCGUCUGCCGCUCACCCUGAGCUUGGGUUUCAGCAAGCUGCAGGCGGACAUGAAGACCACGAGCUUGGAGGAGAUGCGGGUCGCCAUGGAGACGUACUACGAGGAGAUCCACCGCCUCCAGACGCUGCUGGCGAGCUCGGAACCGUCGGGACGGAAGUACGAUGAUCUCGUGUUACACUCCCUCCUCUGGGCGCCAUUGCCAUGGUUACGGAGGUGCCCUCCAUCCCCUGCUCACUGCCAGCAGCACGUCCCUGUGCCGUCGCUGUCCACACCCACCACAGCCCCGCUCAGCGUCGCAGGCACUGGCUUCCCAGACGCCACGUGUUGGGGAGACACCACACAGGGCCUGUCCGCGCCCAGACGGCACAGGCUGUCAGCAGACAGGGAGGCGCUGGCCCCGCCGCGUGGCUCUUGGCCUCCGUGGGAAGGACGCUGUGUAGGGCGGGUGGCCUGCUCUGUGAGGUGGGAGUGCUGUGUGGCCCCGUCCGCAGGCGCUGGGUGCCUGUCCCGCAGCCUCCAGGAGCUCACCGAGGAGAACCAGAGCCUGAAGGAGGACCUGGACCGCGUGCUCAGCAGCUCACCCACCGUCGCCCGGACCAAGGGGUGCGUGGAGUGGAGCAAGCCCCGGCUGCUGAGGCGGAUCGCAGAGCUGGAGAAGAAGAUCAGGUCACUGGAGAGCCCCCCGCCGCAGGCCCCAGACGGAGGCCGGUCCGACGCCCUGGCGCUCUGCGUGUCCAGCACGUGGGGGCACCGGCAGCCGCGCCCCGAGCCCCAGGAGGAUGGCGAGCGCCAGGAGGAUAGCGAGCGACUCCGGGGCGCCCUGCGGAGCCUGAAGGGCGAGCGGAAGGCCCUGCGGGCCCAGCUGCAGGAGAGAGAUCUGGAGGUGAGGCAGCUGCUGCAGGCCAAGGCCGACGUGGAGAAGGAGCUGGAGGAGGUGCGGCGAGGAGAGGAGGCCAGGCGAGCGCGGGAGGCGGCCCUGAGAGAGGAGAUCCAAGCACUGACCCGGAAGUGUCAGGACCUGCAGGCAGCGAAGGAGGCAGAGGAAGACGACCCCACGGAGGGGACCCCUGAGGUACAGCCUCUCCGGGAGGCUUUCUCCAGCCACGUGUCCCCAGAGCUCUCACUCGGGGGCAAGGACGUCGCUCGUGGCGGCUCCUCUGGGGGUGUCCUGCAGGCAAUGCGUGUGGGCCCCCAAGUGCCCCAGUCACAGUCUGACCGUCACAGCAGCCACUCUGGCUUCUCCUUCAAAGCCAGGCUAGGAACGGCCUUCACCCCAGAAGGCCCACGUCUCUCGGAGCCCGGCGCCAGCGAGGACAGCCCGUCCCAGCCCUGUGCCUGCUCCGAACAGCGGAGACACGCGGCCGCCAGCACCCUGCAGGCCCGGUGGAAGGUGUACAGGCGCCAGAAGAGGGAGGCCGCGCUGGAUGAGGCGGCCACGGUGCUCCAGGCGGCCUUCCGCGGACACCUGGCUCGGGCGAGGCUACUGGCGAGCCCAGCCCCCUUUGUCCGGGCUGAGGGCGACCCCAGGCAGGAGGCGGCCGUCACCCUCAUCCAGUCAGUCUUCCGGGCGCACCUGGCACGGGUCAGGCACAGGACCGGGGCACUCCCUGCAGCCUCUACCAGAUCGCCUGUUCCGGCCACACUCAGCGCGCCCUCCCCGCCAGCCCCCCCUGUGGCGCCUGCUGGUCAGGAGGACGGUGAAGUGAGUGGCAGGGACGCCAUGGAGGGCCCAGCCCCGCAGCCCUGCCCUGCCGAGCCCUCUCCCUCGUCUGCGCCCUGGGAAGACGUCUCCUCGGACGACUCGGACGAAGUCAUCAUGGCUCCAGCUCUGCCCGUGAAGAGAAGCCCCUCCCUGCCCCCCACCCUGGGUGCCUGCGGGCGCGCCGCACACGGGGAUGCUCCGUCCGCGGAGAGCUAGGAGGGACGGACAUGGCCCUGAUGCAGGCGCUGCUGUGCUGUCCUGGAGGAGGAAGGGCCUGGGCGCUGGGAGAGGCAGGUGCCCAGCCCGGCUCUGCGGCCUUAGAAAGCCCAGCUGCGCCCAGGAUGCCCUGGGAGCGGUGGCACCUGUUCUUGGGCUCUGAGGACCUGAGAGCGACACAGACCUGCUGGGCCCCGCCUCCGGCCUCCAGCAGCUGACCGCCCCUCGUGCUUCCUGAAGACCCCAGGAGUCCCCUCUGAAUGUGGCCCUGGCGGUUGGGUGGGCGGGACCCUGACUGCACCUCGUUGCCCCCAGGCUCUGGGGAGCGGGAGUCCCCUCUGCUCCGUGCUGCCGGCCUUUGUGAAUAAACGCAGUUUGCAGCGUA